Kogia breviceps (pygmy sperm whale) is the source of this 7778-nucleotide messenger RNA. Lineage: Eukaryota; Metazoa; Chordata; Mammalia; Artiodactyla; Physeteridae. The record is from RefSeq and is a predicted model, not a curated record.
UAAAACAGCAUUUAAUGGAACACGUCUUCUGUAGACAAUGUAAACCUUCUGAAAUCGAAAGUUUUUUUCUGUCAUUCUCUAAAACCUACAUGCAGCAGAACUUUAAUGUCCCUUAUUCGUAGAAAUAGCAAACAAAAGACCUAUCUCAGAUUAUGAAACUAGGGCUGACAAAGACAGUGGGUGUAAGACGUCUGCUCAGGCAGUGGCCUCCUGGCACCCUUGUCACCCUGAGUAAACAGUGCUCCCCUGACAGAACCUCUGUAGCUCGGCCAGGUUGAUAAAAUCUGACAUUCUGCUUCAUCACUUUUUAGUGAUAUUCUUCCUUUUGUUCUUGGUAUGUGAGAAAUCAGCUUUUUUUUUUUUUUUUUAAGGUGUGGGAAGAAUUAUCUUUAAGUUCCUAAUUCAGUAAAAUGGGCUGGUAAAUGCACAUAUAAUUCUUGUAGGGAUGGGAAAAUUAUCUAAUUUCUGUUUAUCAAAUGUCUCUUCGUAAAUUUUUAAAAAGUUCUAAAGUACCUGAAAUCACGUGAAGGAGAAAAUCUGGGAUAAAUACUUUGGAGACCUUGCAAGAAAAGCAUCUGAAUUCCAGUAGUCUGUUGCAUGUCAUGACUGUAUACUAUUAAAAUGCCAAUGUAAAUAAGCCUAAGUUUUGCAAAUUAUCAGUUUGUUGAAAAAGGCUGUGUGCUCUUGUUCUUCUGAAGCAUCAUCUCUUUCAGUCUGGGCUCUGGAGGGAAAGAAGAAAGAAAGAAAAAUACACACUUGGGAUCGAAUCCUUUAGGGCAGAGAAAGGAAUAGAAUCCUUUCGUUGACUUGGUUAUUUGCAGCCGGUAUGCCAUCUGGGUGAGACUGAUGUAAUGCGGAUUGAAUGUUGAGGCAAAUUUAGGGACGUGUGUGUGUGUGUGUGUGUGUGUGUGUUUUAAAGCCCCACUCCCAGAAUUUGGAGUGAUUGUGAAGGACACCACGACAACCCCUGGAUCUGUCAAGAAUGUACCUAUUUUUAACAUCCUGGAUCAAGUGUCAGCUCUCAAUAGGAGAUGAGGAAGGGACCGCGUUCUACGGAUGCGGAUGGGAACCGGCCCUCUGGCGUGUUUACAAUACAGCUGUGCAUUCUUAAUGGGUCUGCCGCUGCCGCCAGUGCAGCUGUCUGCUUCAGGAAGUGAGGUCUACAGGAACAAGGUGAAUCUUUAAGAGCUGCCUUGCAUUGUGACAUGUCUAAUCCCUUGCUGCAGUCCUUACAGCAUGAACAAGGUGGACACUCGCUGACCUGUCACAAGGUUGCCCCACAGAGCUUUGGGGUCCAUGUCUGAAUGGAUUGCCGUAGCCUUCUCUUCUCUCCCUUCGCCCAGUUCCCUGCAUCCUAAGACUUGAAGCCAGCACGGGACCUGGAAAAAUUACAUGGUGUGAACGGCAUGUCUGUGGAUGAGAAGCCUGACUCCCCCAUGUAUGUGUAUGAAUCCACAGUCCACUGCACCAACAUCCUUCUGGGCCUCAAUGACCAGCGCAAAAAGGAUAUUCUCUGUGACGUGACUCUGAUCGUGGAGAGGAAGGAGUUCCGGGCCCACCGAGCCGUGCUGGCCGCAUGCAGUGAAUACUUCUGGCAGGCGCUGGUUGGACAGACGAGAAAUGACUUGGUGGUCAGCUUGCCUGAGGAGGUCACGGCCAGGGGGUUUGGGCCGCUGUUGCAGUUCGCCUACACCGCCAAGCUGUUACUCAGCAGAGAAAACAUCCGCGAGGUCAUCCGCUGUGCCGAGUUCCUGCGCAUGCACAACCUGGAGGACUCGUGCUUCAGCUUCCUGCAGACGCAGCUCCUGAACAGCGAGGAUGGCCUGUUUGUGUGCCGGAAGGACGGUGCGCGCCAGCGCCCGCACGAGGACCGUGAGAACAGCGCCGGAGAGGAAGAGGAGGAAGAGGAGGAGACGAUGGAUUCGGAGACGGCCAAGACGGCUUGCCCCAGGGACCAGAUGCUUCCAGACCCCAUCAGCUUUGAGGCCACUGCCAUCCCAGUAGCAGAGAAGGAAGAAGUUUUGCUGCCGGAGUCCGACGUGCCCGCGGACACCAAGGAGAGCGCGGCAAAGGACGCGUUAACGCAGUACCCCAGAUACAAGAAAUACCAGCUUGCAUGUACCAAGAAUGUCUAUAACGCAUCAUCACACAGUACCUCAGGGUUUGCAAGCACAUUCAGCGAAGAUAACUCCGGCAACAGCCUCAAGCCGGGGCUUGCCAUGGGGCAGAUUAAAAGCGAGCCGCCCAGCGAAGAGAACGAAGAAGAGAGCAUCACGCUCUGCCUGUCUGGAGAUGAGCCUGACGUCAAAGACAGAGCCGGGGACGUGGAAAUGGACCGGAAACAGCCCCGCCCCGCCCCCGCGCCCGCGCCUGCCCCCGCCCCCCCUGCCGGGGCCGCCUGCCUGGAGAGGUCCAGGGGCGCGUCCUCCCCCUCCUGCUUAAGGUCUCUGUUCAGCCUAACAAAAAGUGUGGAGUUGUCCGGCCUGCCCGGUACCUCUCAGCAGCACUUUGCCAGGAGUUCCGCGUGCCCUUUUGACAAGGGGAUCACUCAGGGUGACCUUAAAAGUGACUACGCCCCUUUCCCGGGGAAUUACGGACAGCCCCACAUGGGCCAGAAGGACGCAUCCAGCUUCACAGUGGGGUCGCCCCUCAAGGGGCCUGGGUUGGAGGCGCUCUGUAAACAGGAAGGAGAGCUGGACCGGAGAAGUGUGAUCUUCUCCUCCAGCGCUUGUGACCAAGUGAGCACGGCGGUGCACUCAUAUUCUGGGGUAAGCGGUUUGGACAAAGACCUCUCCGAGCCGGUGCCAAAGGGCCUGUGGGUGGGGACUGGCCAGUCCCUCCCCAGCUCACAGGCCUACCCUCACGGUGGGCUGAUGGCUGAACACUUGCCAGGAAGGAUGCGGCCCAACACCAGCUGCCCGGUGCCAAUCAAAGUCUGCCCUCGCUCGCCCCCCUUGGAGACCAGGACUAGGACUUCCAGCUCGUGUUCCUCCUACUCGUACGCGGAGGACGGGAGCGGGGGCUCGCCCUGCAGCCUUCCUCUCUGCGAGUUCUCCUCCUCGCCCUGCUCCCAGGGCGCCAGAUUCCUGGCCACAGAGCAUCAGGAACCGGGCCUGAUGGGAGAUGGAAUGUACAACCAAGUCCGACCCCAGAUUAAAUGUGAGCAGUCUUACGGCACCAACUCCAGCGACGAAUCCGGAUCGUUCUCGGAAGCAGACAGUGAGUCGUGUCCUGUGCAGGACAGGGGCCAGGAGGUCAAACUUCCCUUUCCUGUGGAUCAAAUCACAGAUCUUCCAAGGAAUGAUUUCCAGAUGAUGAUUAAGAUGCACAAGCUAACCUCAGAGCAGUUAGAGUUCAUUCACGACGUCCGCCGGCGCAGCAAGAACCGCAUCGCGGCCCAGCGCUGCCGCAAGAGGAAGCUGGACUGUAUUCAGAACUUAGAAUGUGAAAUCCGCAAACUGGUGUGUGAGAAAGAGAAGCUGUUGUCAGAGAGGAAUCAGCUGAAAGCGUGCAUGGGGGAACUGCUGGACAACUUCUCCUGCCUUUCCCAGGAAGUCUGCCGAGAUAUCCAGAGCCCCGAGCAGAUCCAGGCCCUGCAUCGGUACUGCCCUGUCCUCAGACCCAUGGGUCUCCCCACAGCCUCCGGUAUGAACCCCGUGCCCUUGGGCGUGGAGAACCUUGCCGCCCCCCAGUGUGCGGUGGAGGAAAGCGUGCCCUGCUGCUUGGAGCAGGGCACAGGGGCCCCCGGGCCCCCCUGGGCGCCCAGCAGCGCCUCAGAGAACUGUACUUCUGCUCGGAGGCUGGAAGGCACUGACCCGGGAACCUUCUCAGACAGAGGACCUCCUCUGGAACCCAGGAGCCAAACGGUGACCGUGGACUUCUGCCAGGAAAUGACUGAUAAGUGUACAACCGAUGAACAGCCCAGGAAAGAUUACACCUAGUGACGGCCUGCCUCCUAGCUCUCAGCCCUCUCCCACCCAGGUGUCCAUGGGUCAGCCUGCGGUGCCGUCUGUCUGUCGUCUGGAAGAACCAAGAAGGAAUUUGGUGCACACUACAGCAGUCUUAGCAGCAAUACUGUUUCCAAGUAUUCUCUCCUCCCUUCAAGCAGGAGUGAUAUAUAGCUAGUUACCUUCACGAUGGUGCUACCCCUUGCUCAGGCAAGGAAAGACGACAGUGAUGAUGCUGUCUGUCUGUGGGUUCAUUUCAGUCUUAACAGGGAUAGACUAUAACACCUCUAGGACCCAACCACGGAUUUUUUUUCUCAGUGGCCCAUGUCACAAACCCUAUCUCAGGAAUUUCUUCUGAAUGUUCAAUUUUUUUCAUUGAAGACAGCUUCUAUACACAUCAAAGUUUUAUAGCUAGACUGUACAUAUUAUAUAUAAUAUAUAUAUAAAAUAUAUAUCUCUCUCCAUAUGCAAAAGUCCUGCAUGCCUCAAUUUUCUCAUCCUAAAACUGGAAACUUCGUUUCUCGUUUAUAAACAGGUUCCAACAUUCCUCUUCUUUUGUCUCUGAUGCUAGAACUAGUUUGUAACUGUUAAGAUGGUCGUUUUUCUUGCUUCACAGUUCACUUUCAAGUUGUGCUUAUUUAUGGACAGAAUUCAAUGUUGGAAGCUUUCUUUUAGGUUUUAUUUCAGACCUUUUUUUGUUUGUUUGGUUUGGUUUGGGGCACCGUCGGACGGUGCCAGUUGAGUAUCGUGGGUUUGGUUUUUUCUUGCAGAUACUGUACAGUCAAGGUCAACUUUGCCACUUGCACUGAGUUUUGGGUCAAACCUAUUUUCUUAAAUGAAGUUGUCACUUCAGUAUAACUCAAGUAAACUGUAUAUUCUUUGCUUUUAGUUUAAAAAGUAAAACAGUUAGCUAAUUAAAAAAGCACUCAGGUGAUAAUUAUGUAGGAAAAACAAUCUUGCCAAAUAAUGAAUUCAUCCUAGGAUGUAGACAAUAAUCUGCUUGAAUAUUUUUAUAUUUCACCCCCCCACACCUUUUCCUAAGCAAAGUUUAAAUGCAGAGAGUUCAGAGUUGAUGCUGGAUAUUCAGAUUCCUAAGUGGGGAAAGAGUUUGGACGUCUCACUCAAAAGCGCAUCGAAACAGCAGGAAUCGUGAUUUUGUACCAGAACUCAGCAGGCAUUGGCUCCUAAAUAGCAAGUUAGAACUGUUUUCUCAGCCCGGGAGUAAGUCCCAUUCAUUUCAACACUUCCCCAGGCCUCUGCUUGCUCUCGGAAGCAUAGGAUAGUAGGAACUUCUCUGUCGAAGGAUUUGGCUGCUCAGCAAGCCCGCUUCCCAGCCCGGGACCUGCCUCCCCCGGGGAAUCACCUGAGGGGGUCUGAAUCACAGCCCUGGGGGUGCCGCCCUUAGGUGGCCGUCCUGGGGUUGACGCAGCUGGCCCAGAGUAGGAGAGAGCAGGACAGAUGUUAGCCUGAGGUCUGUCCCUGACGCAGGCAAAAGCAUUUCUUUCUCCCUUCUUUCUCCAAAUACUUUGAGUUGAAUUCUGAGGUUUUUCCACCCUUCUCUAGUCCGAAGGCAGAUUUCAUUCUGCGGCUUUGGACACGACAUGGCCAGGAGCCCUCCCUGCCCCCCCACUCACCAGGCACACACCUUACCCUCACCUGAUGAUCAUUUCCUUCUCUUGCUGCAAAACUAGUUGGCUUGCAACCCACAGAGAGCAGCUUCCCUUGGCUCAGGGGGCACGUUGGCCCCUGGCCAUGUUUACAGGAAGGUGUGCUGGACGCCACAGACGGUGCAGGGGAGAGAUCAGCUCCCUCCCUCCUCCGGGCCGGCUGCAGGAAAAGUCCUGAACAGUCUGAUGUGGGGAUGGGGUGGUGGGUAGUGGGGACUAGGUGGUUGAUUUUGUUUCUUUAUUUGUGCCAUUGUUUGGACGAUAUUAAAGCUGCAUGUAAAAGGAGAAAUUAGUAUAUGACGUAGGCGAAAAGUGAAAUCAUAGUAACAUGUUUUAGUAUUCUUAACUUUUUUCUGUACAAAUAUUAGUGCUAAAUGUUUAAAUAUGUAUGAAUGCCAGAAAUUUGUUGGUUCAUGCGGUAGGAUUAAAAAAAAAAAAAAAGGCUUUUCUUUGAAAAUAGUUCCACUUUUAAAACCUGCCUCUGGGUUUUUGUUUUUUUCUCAUGGGUGUAUGUAUGGUGCGUGCUUGUCUGAGACAGACCGUGAUCCAGCUCUGAGUUGGAGGUACCGUUUUUCUUGUGGCUGUUGGGAUUUCUUGGCCUAGUAGGAGAGUUCUGUGCUUCACCGUGAGGUUUGCCUUUGGGAAAAACUGGUGACAGCUCGAAUUUAAACUCGGUGUGAAUCGCGGGAUCCAUCGCAGGCGUGUGUUCUGGUGGAAGAGUCGGCCAACAGUAUUUUUUUGGUUUUUUAACUCUCUUGUUGCCUUUUUAAAGUGACCUCCUCUUCUUUGGAAAAAGGAAUGUUUUCUGCUCGUAUCGUAACAAGGUCCAAACCAGCUCGUUGGCGUGACGACGCUGGUCCAACGCACGUGCGUCUGGUAGUCUCGAUCCUAUUCGUGCCGUCCCCGUUCUGUUGUCCUGCGCGGCAGGCCUCCCGCCGUGGGGGGAGGGGUGUCCUCUAUUCCCCUCCCUGCUAACUCAGCCCACAGCCUCCUGCCACCAGACCUUCCUCAGGCCCACCCCUGCCACCCUGGCCGUGGGAACUGGUUAAAAACACUGCCGGAGAAGCCGUCUUUUCGAUUUCUUAGAGAUGUGAACAAGGUGUUGGGAUCUGGUUCACUAUCCACCAGGAACAAGCGACUGGCUUUGUGCAAUUGUUGACGUGACGCGUCUGUGUCUCUUACGGCUCUGAACCAUGUGCUUGUCAAGAUUAUUUCCGGGUUGAUUCAAAGGGAGGACUAGCUGGGGACCAGGGUCCGAGUUGCCUCAAGUGGAAUUUUAAAAACCAGCCUGUCUCCUUUCCCUGGGAUCCCUUCGUGCAACUCGUGUCUUUUCUGAAAGAGAAAAGCAAGGUAACAGCAAGGAAUAGCAUUGGCACGGCAUGGUGACAUUUGGUGGUAUCUUUAUGGGUCCAUCCUUUACAGAUAUAAAGGACUCUCCAGCUACGGAAUGUUCAGGAGGGUCCCUGCGACAGGCGAGUUAUGUCUCCAGGUGGCUGGGUCAGGCAUGGGCUAUUGGAACGGGGACAGUGGAGGUGGCCCUGUGGCUACUUAACACCCGCCUGAAACUAGUCCUCUCCUCGGAUCUGCCUUUGUUCUGCUUGUGUCUCCGGACAACCUCACUUCGUUCAGGUUGGUCAGGCUUGGGCAGGUGCAUGCUUUGCCGUAUGUGUCCGUUUCUCUUCGUUAUCUGGGGGUGCCUUGAAUAAAAGAACUUCAUGACAUACUGAUUCUGGAACAAAACCGUUGCAAAAACGAACAAAAAAAGAGCCGGCAAAGUCACUAGCCCACCUGCUCCUUCUCUUCUGGGUUCCCUAACAAUGACUCAGGCGUCAGAGGUGAUGCUGCACUAGGAAAUGUUAUUUUGUAUAGUGUACAAGUAAUUUAUUAACUGUCUUUCUAAAGGUAUGCUGCUUUUAAGAUGCACUAUGAUUUUGGAUUUAAUCCUUGUGUUGCUUUCCCAAGGAAGUAAAAAAAAAAAAAAAAAAAGGCUGGUGAUUAGUAUGUCAACUGCCACUUCUCCUUGAAAAGGAAGGCAGGGGCCAGCAAUAGGACUUGUAUGGGGGGACUGCUAAAAGCCAGGUGGGCACACUGUGAAGUCCAGUGUUAACCAUCAAGAGGUCUAAACCUACACUUUCUCUUUUAAUGCUUUAUGACUGCCAUUAUA